AUGACUUCCCAGAAGGCCAACGAACCCCCGAGUCCUUCCGCAUCGUCAAUAUUCUUGCCUCUAGGGAGACGGGGCUCCCGCAGCUCUCUGUCUACCCAAGCCGAACGCGAGACCUUAACGGAGGCCCUGGACCAAAUUCAUUCUGCUGCGUAUCAAUCACACUCCCUUACAGUGUUCAAUGAGUUUGCCAAUCCUUCAACCUCGUCGUCAGUCGUUGAAAACAACAACGUGCAGAAUGAUUCGCAAGGUGGACUGAGUGGACUAUAUAGCCGGUUACGAGCGUCGGUUGGCGGUGCGAAGGAAAGUGGUACCUCAGGACGACGAGUUGAUGGAGGCUCUACUCCUGUGGUCAGACAAGCAGGGGGCGAAGGGAGUGUGGUGGCUGUGAAUGAUUUUCAAACUUCAAACCCUGGUUCGGCUCAUGCUUCUAAAAUACACACCCCUUCAAUUGGAGCUCUGUCACCCGCGACAGAGUCGUUCAACGCCGCCCCAAGCCUCAAGAAUAGCAAGCUCGUAUCAAAACCGAGCAGUAUUUCUUCGUCCAAGACAUCCGUAUCUUCGACGCCCGCAGCCAGGUCGCCUGUGCCGCCCCUUACUAAAGCGACAGACCCUACAGUUACCGAGUUGAAUGUCAGCGCUGCUCACGAUAGUAGCCGAAACCUUGAAUCAAGCAGUGCAAAUCAGUCACUCAAAAAGGAGCAGGGCGCUAUCCAGCAAAGUGAUCCUCUACGAUCUGCCGAAGCCGAGAAUGUUGACGGCAUAUCAAGCCGGCGGUCUUACUCUCCUGUCAUGUCCUCGAAAUUACCCAACUCCAACCGUGAUAUCUCGAACCCGAAGGAUCCGUACCUUAAGUCGAUCUCCGGAAACUCUGUGCCAGCGAAUGAUAAGUCGGCGAGGAUGUUUGAUCGUCGAGAUCUUACUGAACUGGACACAUCGGUCGGUGGUUCGCGAAAUCUGUCCGAAAGCAAUGACGAAGUUCCUAAUACAGCACAAGAGGAUGUCCUUACGACUUCUUCAAGCUCUAUUACUGCCGAUGGGUCGACGGCUCCAACCUCUGCGGGUGGUAGCAUGUCUCGGGAGUUAGAUGAUCAUCCACCUUCGCACAACUGGCACGUCUCGAUCACACCGUCAUCAGUCGUUUCGCUUGAAGAUCGCGACGUGAAAAGCCCUGUCCCUUCGAAGCUUUCUAUUGAUAGGCCCCAGGAUAAACUCGUCAACAGGGUCAGCACCAGUCGUUUACCCGGAUAUGUUAUGUCUAGAGCAUCAUCUAGUGAGACGGCUACUACCAACUCGGCAGUAAUGGGUUAUACUGCGCAGCCUUAUCGUCACCAAGCUACCAACAGGGGCACGAGUACUCCGAGUAGCACAUUCAAUCAAUUGAGAAGCAAACUGCUGAGCAAGGAGUUUUGGAUGCGAGAUGAGAAUGCCAAGGACUGCUUUUUGUGUGGAGAGCCUUUCACCACUUUCCGUCGAAAGCACCAUUGCCGUACCUGUGGACAGAUUUUUGAUUCAAAAUGCACAUCUCUUAUUCCGGGAGUUUAUUUUGGCCAAGGCAGCUCCGUCAGAGUCUGUAAGCCUUGUGAAGAUAUGAUCAAUUCGCGCGAAUACGACUCAUCGGAUCUAUCAGACAUUGAGCAAAGCCCCAUAACCACUGUAAAUCCGGGACAUCUGGAAUUCCCAUUCGUUGGGUCGCCGGUAAGGGACGACGAAGACGACUCAUCUUCGAUCCGAUCUCAAUCUAUAGAACACGUGUUGAAGACACCAACUAUGGCAAUUCCUGCGACAAGGCGUGUUAACGAGAGUGGUAAUCGUCGCUCUGCAGUCCUAGAGAUUGGCUCUGAACGACCUUUGACUCGCCCGACAUCGUCUAGGUCCCUAAGAUCGUCGGCAAGCCUAAGGAGCCAUCCAAUGGGGCACAAAAGACAUCAUUCACGGCAACAACAUAUACGCGGGUUCAAAUCUUACCAUGAAGAUCGAGCGCCAUUUCAACAACGCCGUCAUUUAGAAGAUGCCAAUAAUGCAGAUCGGCUACCUGCUUUUCAUCGUGACAAUAUCAUUGACCCAGAUCUUGCUCAAUACUUAUCAGAUGAUGCCUCUAGUGGCGACGAGCAACCAAAUUUACUUAGCGUCACCUCAGACACUAAUCUUGCUAAAAGCAGUGGGGAACACGAACGAGCUACUUUUGGUGGUCUUCUCGCAGCUGUAAAGAAAGGUCGCUCCCGCUUCAGUGACCGCAGUACUGCAAAUGGUUCGGUCCCUAUACGGGAUGGAGAUGAUGCUAGUAUGACCAGCUCCAAAGCCGUCAACUUACCACGCAAUUCUCGAAGGCGAAACCUCAGCAUUGCUAGUAGUGUUCACCAACGGCCGUCACCUCGAUUGUCUAAAGAUAAUCCGUUACUGUUCCACGACCAUCACGCGCCUAGCGCCUCCCAGCUAGUUGGCCCGUCAUCAACGAGCGGCUUCAAGAUGACAAGAAGCUCAUCUAUGAGGGGAUCUAGUGCCCCGGCCAUUGAAUUGAACCGGUUGAGUCUAGAGCAUGUCCGAAAGCUACUUCGUCAACUCUUGGAAGACUCGUCAAUACCACACGUCAAUAGCUGGGAAACUGCCCUGUUGCCGAUCCUACUCAAGGCUACGGAUGACGUUGAUCCUGAUGUGCAGAGAGGGGAUGAUAUGGAUAUCCGACAUUACGUGAAACUCAAGAAAAUACCUGGCGGACGCCCUGGUGAUACGUCUUAUGUUUCGGGGUUAGUCUUCACGAAGAAUCUGGCCUUGAAGAGUAUGCCACGUAGCAUUCCUCAACCAAGUAUUCUCAUUAUCACAUUCGCCAUAGAGUAUGCUCGUCACCAACAGCAUUUUAUGAGCCUGGAGCCGGUUAUCCGCCAGGAACGAGAAUUCCUCGAGAGCCUCGUCAGCAGAAUCGCUGCACUACAACCCAACUUGCUCCUCGUUGAGAAGAGUGUCUCCGGUCUAGCACUUGAGCUUCUUGAGAAGUCAAACAUCGCCACGGCUUAUAACGUUAAGCCAUCCGUGCUAGAAGCCGUUUCGAGAUGCACGCAGACGAGGAUAAUCACAUCUAUGGAUAAAUUGGUUACAUUGCCGUCACCUACAGGGCACUGUGGCAGCUUUGAUUUAAAGACUUACGUUUAUGGUGGGCGGAGAAAAACAUACAUGUAUAUCUCGGGCUGUGCUAAAGAACUCGGUUGUACAAUUGUGUUACGCGGUGCGAAUAGUGAUGUCCUGUCAAGGGUUAAGCGCAUCACCGAGUUCAUGGUAUAUGUUGUUUACAACUUGAAACUCGAAACAUGUCUUAUGAGAGACGAAUUCGCAAAACUGCCUACAGUAGAGGAUUUCAGCAAUGGUGUUUCGUCGGCUGGGGUGAAACCUGCAACGUCCAGAGGACUCCUGAUUACCGAAACUACUACUGUCCAAGAAGAUGCUUCUUCAUUGGAUGCUAGAGAGGGGAGCAUUGCCACUGCGGCUGUGGAAGUGCCCGAUGAUGUGCCUAUGCCCACUUACUACGAUGAUCUAGUCGAGAAACACGAGACAAAAUUACUCUCUGCGUCGCCGUGUGUCAAAUUCGAGCCUCCGUAUCUCCUCAUGCGAGCACGAGAGCUAGAGCGUCGAGUUUCAUAUCUGGCACGUCUGCGGGAUAGAAUUGUUCAAAGCUCCGAUGAGAAAAAUAAAUCUCAGAAAUUCGUGUUGAUUACGCCUGAGCUCGUUCACCAGAACCCUGAUAAUGCCUCCGCAAAAGUGAGAGAAGUUCUGCGAGCAGUUCAUGAUGCGGAGUUGGAUAGAGCUACGCACAACUAUUUGACGCAGAAGCGUCAAUGGGAAGCCUAUCUUUCGGGAAACUCUAAUCUUUUCGACCCAUACGCUCAUCAGAAUAUCGUUGUUCUCUACAGCCUGGUAUGCACCACAACUUCUAUACCGUGCUCUGGUCCCGAUAUUUUCGCGUUAGAUUUUUACAAUGAACACGAAAGUGAUGACCAGGUCUUUGAGCCCGACUUUACAUUGGGUCAAUACGUGGAAGAUUUGUGCCUCGAAGCCAACUCAGUGUGCACUGCUAAUGGAUGCGAGAACCGCAUGUAUGAACACCAUCGACAAUAUGUCCAUGGGGAGGCGCAAAUAAGUAUAUUUGUGCAGCCCUAUCCUUCAAAGCUGCGUGGUCUACAGGAGACAAUUCUCAUGUGGAGUUGCUGUAAAAUCUGUGGCAACGAGACGCAGGUGAUUCCCAUGUCUGCGAAUACGUGGAGGUAUUCAUUUGCAAAAUACUUAGAGCUGUCAUUUUGGAGUAGAAAUCUCCGCGCCCGGGCCGGGGUCUGUCAACAUGACAUCCAUCGUGACUAUUUACGAUUCUUUGGUUUCAAGGACAUGGCAUUACGGAUUCAUUACGACCCUAUUACACUGCUAGACAUUAUUGUGCCUCGCACCCGGGUCACCUGGAAAGUCGAUAACGACUUGCGCCUACGCAAUGAGGUAUACAACAAGUUUGAACAUCGCAUCUCUAAAUUCAUGUUGUCGGUGAAGAGCAGACUGAAGAGCAUACAUGUUGAGAGUGUCAUGCCGGAGAAAGUUGAAGACUGCAGGAAGGAGAUUGAAAUACUUGUGAAAAAGGCAAAUGAUGACCACAACGGUUUGAUAAGGCACCUGCAGGAGCAGUACAUGAAUUCCCGUUACUGGGAGGUUAUUCCGUUGAAUGGGGUCCUUCGUGCCGUCCAAGAGAAGGUUGUCGAAUGGGAUACGACCUUUGCCGACUUUGAGAGAAACUUCUUCCCUUCAGAAAAGGAUAUCAGACGCUUAGCUUCAUUGCAACUCAAAAAGAUUUUUCUCGACAAGGAUGCUUCCGCCACCUCUCUUACCUCCACCGAAGAGGCACCGACUACUCCAACCGAAAAAGAUUCUACUGCAGUUGAAGGGGAAGUGGAUGGAGAAGCCGAGAGACCAAGAUCAGUGCGCCGCAUGACCCUGUCCCCGGAAAAGGCGCAAGAUGUGCUUGUGUCGGUUGUUGAAGAACAUUCCGGAAAGCCUGACGCGCAGGAUGAAGUGGCAGAGACCGCGGAACCUAUUCCUGAUAUUUGCCCAGCGACGGCUCCGAUAGUACCUGAACCAAAUGUGGCUGACCAAGAAGUAGAACAUCUUGAUCUUGCCGUUCCAACUAACUUCUCCUCGGAGGAACUUCCACUUGAACGCCAAAUUUCAAUAGAUCUACCACAAAUAUCGCGAGUUGCGACGUCACCUCCAGAUGCUGGCCGAAUGACACCGUCUCCAGAACUGUCCAGUCGACCUGGUUCGGGGCUGCGGAAAAGGAGUCUCAAUGAAUUUGGAACGAGUCCCAAGCAGAUAGUUCCAUCCUCUGGCAUUCCUCGACUCGCUGACCAAAACCUCCGACAGCGUGGGAAAGGGAAAUCGCCUCCCAUGAUUCGAGCUUACUCUCAGCCUCUGCAGACGUUACGAGACAAGGGAGCUAAUGGGUCCAGGAGUCUAUUGAAACUGAACUCGGGUAGUUCGACCAAGAAUGCAACCCCUCUCCCAAGCCCUUCACAAGAGAGACCGAAAUUUGGAGAUAAGAAGUUUACUGAACGGAUUUUGAAUAAGACCAAAACUGCUAAUGGCCACUCCAUGAUUCCUCGCUCAAUCACGCCAAAGAGCAAGAGUCCUCGUGUAUCAAGUCUAGCGAGGCAUUUUGAACAGCUGAGCAGGGAGUUUGAAAAGGAAAGACAACGUGAGAGAUUACAAAGAGCAGCUAAAAGCAAGCAUUCACGUGCAUACCCUAUCAUAUCUUCCAAAGCGACCGUUGAGGUCUACAAGAAUGUACGGGAAGCUGUCGAAGAGCAGGAACCAUCUAGAGAAGGCGAAGAUCUCAUGUCUAACGCAGGACGCUCGUCGUCAGAAGGAAAGGCUGACAGGAUCAAUGAAGAAACCCGUGAGAGCGAAGCUGCAGCGGAUAAGGAGCACGUUACUGAAAACCCAGCCUUAACUCCCCCCGAAAAUGAGCCACAUCCCGUCGCGGAAAUUGCGUCAGAGGCAGAGGACGUCCAAAGCGAUGAGGAGCAAAGCUUGACCCUGACUGGAUCUCCUGAAGAAUCGAUAAAAUUGGAGGAUGAUCUGGAUCUCAAAGAACUCCCCAAGCAUGAACGGAAUACUCUGGUCAAAAUGCUCGCUAAUUUCUGGGCUGAACGAUCUGCCAGCGGAUGGCAAGCGCUCGAUUACCCUUUGAAAGUAUCCGAUCACGUAUUCGCGGAUUGCGACAUCAUCGUUCGUGAGGAUGAGCCUAGUUCUCUGAUUGCAUUUGCUCUGGAUUCCUCAGACUACAAGAACAAGCUAGCCACUAUCCAAGAUCACUACGACAAAGAAGAUCGGUCACACGACGAUGUUGCUGGAGUGGAGGCGCGGGACCAGAAUAGAGUGGAAAGUGCUCUCCUACGGCCUACAGGAACCCAUCUCAAGUACCAGUUCCAAGAGGGCCAGGCAAAGAUGUUGUGCAAAGUAUUCUAUGCCGAACAAUUCGACGCGUUACGCAGGAAAUGUGGUGUCGCGGAUCGCAUUGUCGAGUCGCUUUCUCGAUGCGCCAAGUGGGAUUCUAAAGGCGGAAAGACGAAGUCUUUGUUUCUUAAGACACUCGAUGAUCGAUUCGUCCUUAAAUCACUCUCACAAAUCGAAACACAAGCGUUCUUAAAGUUCGCCCCUGCCUAUUUCCAGAUCAUGUCUGAAGCUCUAUUUCACGAGCUCCCUUCAGCAAUCGCCAAGAUGUUUGGAUUUUAUCAAGUCAUUAUUAAGAAUCCAGUCACCGGCGUCGAGUUCAAUUGGUUCUUGCUUCUAAUGGAGAACCUUUUCUACGAUCGAGUACCAACACGCAUAUUCGAUCUCAAGGGUUCAAUGCGAAAUCGCAAAGUCCAGAGUACCGGCGAACGCGACGAAGUUCUCCUUGACGAGAAUAUGGUCGACUUCAUCUACGAGACACCAUUAUUCACACGCGAGCAUUCCAAGAAGCUACUCAGCCAGAGCGUUUGGAACGAUACACUAUUCCUAGGCCGACAAAACGUCAUGGAUUACUCGCUGAUGAUUGCAAUCGACGAACCGCGCAAGGAACUAGUUGUCGGUAUCAUUGACUGCAUCAGGACGUAUACCUGGGACAAGAAACUGGAGUCCUGGAUCAAAGAUCGAGGUUUUGCCGGUGGAGGCAAGAAUAGACCGACAGUGACCAGUCCAAAGGAGUAUAAGAGUCGAUUCCGACAAGCGAUGGCUAGAUAUGUUCUUCAAGCUCCAAACUGCUGGCAUGAAUUCCAUUCCACAUUCUCAGACAACCGCCGCAUCGAAAAUCACCUUUCUCACAUGCAGACACCGAUCGAAAUAGAGACCAGCGAGUUGACCGUUGCAACGAAUAGCGAAUAGACCUUUCUUUUGAUAUACGACUUCCUCAAUCUUUUUUGAUCGUUUCACAAUCGAUUUCUCUUUCACACUUCAUGACGACAGAUUAGUCAUUACUAUACGGCAGAGCAUACAUAAUGCAUGCAUAGCAAACGAUACCCCUUUCACUGUAUCCCCAGCUAUGAGGAACUUUCAAUGUUACAUACAACAUGAUGAAUAUUAUAUUAGAUUAUCGU
Talaromyces stipitatus ATCC 10500 is the source of this 7604-nucleotide messenger RNA. RefSeq names its product 1-phosphatidylinositol-3-phosphate 5-kinase (Fab1), putative. The transcript is spliced from 2 exons. NCBI's taxonomy places the organism in Eukaryota, Fungi, Ascomycota, Eurotiomycetes, Eurotiales, Trichocomaceae. Gene Ontology annotation, molecular function: 1-phosphatidylinositol-3-phosphate 5-kinase activity; ATP binding; metal ion binding. Bases 1 to 7392 code for a protein of 2463 amino acids. Gene Ontology annotation, biological process: phosphatidylinositol phosphate biosynthetic process. The record is from RefSeq and is a predicted model, not a curated record. Gene Ontology annotation, cellular component: fungal-type vacuole membrane; endosome membrane.